AUGUUUUCACACACUUCGAAACAUCUGUUGACGGAACAUCAAAUUGUUAUUGUGGAAGCGGAUUUGAUCGUUGAUCUGAAAAGAUAUGUGGAGCAUUGGCGACAGCGCAUUACAGAGGAAGGCGUUGAUAAAAUCUUUCCGAAGGUAACUCCCGUCGAGGGGUCACCUUACUAUGGAACAGUGGAUUGCUACUACGAAAUGAGUGAACGCCUUCAGGAAGACUAUGGGUUGCGGCAGAAACUUGCUAUGCGACGUCUUGAAGAGGUGCUAGCAUGUCAACAACGUGAGCGGGAAGAGACAAAUUUCCAGCAACAGUGUAUUUUCUGCAAACACAUGUCAGUGGGGAAUCGCUCGAAAAUAAUCCAUCAUCUCUAUAUGAUUCAUCAUCUGAAUCUUGGAUCGCCGGAUAACCUGGGCAGCGAAAUGGCUGGUGCGAGUGGUAUUUCUGGGAGCGCUCAAGUUCUGCGAAAAUAUCGAUUUUGGGGCUCUGAGCUAAGUUUCAAGAUUAUAGCAUUAAAGGAACUCGGAAAGCGGUGGCUGGAAGUGCUGGCAGAAGAUUUUGAAGAUACCUCGCUGACAUUCCUAGAUUCUGAUGAGGAGGAAGAGGACUUCUCAUGUCUUUCGCGCUGCGAAUUUGCUGUGUCGCAGGAAUCAUUUUCUAAAGUUGUGUUGAAAGGGCGCGAGUGGCAGGAAGAUAAUAUCAAUGUGGAGCCGACAUGCGCCAUUUGUUUGUUCUGUGAGAAAACCGAGGAAAACGCAGGCCCACUACUGGAACAUAUUAAGGCAUGUUUUGAUUUAAACAUAACUAUAUCGGGAAAAGAAACUGUCAAAAGCCUCAGCGGCUGGGUUCUGAUGAAGCACAUUUGUCAUACCCGGCAUCAUUUUGAUAUUCUUGGGAUCAUCGAAAAAGAGAAGUUCGAUGUGUACGAUCGCAUGAGCAUGAUCAAUUUCAUACGCAAGGAGUCUUACAAUGGCCGGUGUUUCGUGUGUGGGAAAGGCGAUUUCGGUGGAUUGCUACAGCUUAGGCUGCACUUUGCAGAGGACAACCAUCUUUCCAAAGGAUUGCCGAACAAAUCAGUCUGGCGCGUUGAAGAGUUGGUUGAUUCAACAGUUAUUACCCGUUACUGA
Molecule: messenger RNA, 1128 nt
Organism: Gongylonema pulchrum
Lineage: Eukaryota; Metazoa; Nematoda; Chromadorea; Rhabditida; Gongylonematidae
Source: the annotation of a GenBank genome assembly